CUUUUCUGGCUCAGAAUAUCCGUCGUUCGAAGUAAAAAGUUCAUAUCCGAAAUUCUAACCCCAUAUACUUCGCCUCGUUAUCGUGUUAUUAACAGCCUUUUCUUUUUCUUCUUUCCGGGAACCGUCCACUCCUUUGGUUCCUUGUCGCGUGAACUGCAGCUCGCGCUGCACAUCACCAAUUUAUUCAAUCCCUCUGUCGAUUGCCUAUCUGGCCCAGGUGGCGUAGAGGGGUUUUAUUCUUUGACCUAUUUCUUUGUCUUUGAUUCACAAUGGUGGAUCAAACUAGGUCAAUGGAGUCCCGGACAGGGCGGAAAAACCAACGGUACGGAUCCAAAGGCGAACGUCUCGUGGCCGGUGUGGUCCCCUUGUCCGCCGAUAAGUCACAAGUGCUUAUGAUUCAGUCCGCGGGACGAGGUGGUUGGGUACUACCCAAAGGUGGAUGGGAAACGGACGAAGAAACUGCUCAACAAGCCGCUUGCAGAGAGGCUUGGGAAGAGGCAGGCGUGAUCUGUACAGUGCUAAAGGAUUUGGGGCCGAUCCCUGAUAUGCGCCCAUCUUCCCUAUUGACGUCGCAUGCACCUAAAGCAUCAUACCAAUUCUUCGAGGUCAUGGUUGACCGGGAGGAAGACCAAUGGCCAGAGAUGAAUAAACGAAAGCGUCAGUGGGUUUCUUAUGCGCAAGCCGCAGCUGCUCUUGCGAGUCGCCCCGAACUCUUAGAGGCAUUAAAUCGCAGUUCUAUGAAACGGUAGCGACUGCCUCUCCUUGCCUGACGUUCUCCGUUCCAGGAGUUGAUUAAGCAAGGAACCUCUGGAAGAUCGCCUUCGGUCUUUGGUCUUCCCGUUACGACUUGACGUGAUCCUUUCCUUU
This is a messenger RNA of Aspergillus alliaceus, 867 nucleotides long. Its product is annotated as NUDIX hydrolase. Gene Ontology annotation, biological process: diphosphoinositol polyphosphate metabolic process; diadenosine hexaphosphate catabolic process; diadenosine pentaphosphate catabolic process. Gene Ontology annotation, molecular function: bis(5'-adenosyl)-hexaphosphatase activity; bis(5'-adenosyl)-pentaphosphatase activity; endopolyphosphatase activity. Gene Ontology annotation, cellular component: nucleus; cytoplasm. The transcript has 2 exons. The coding region runs from base 270 to 749 and encodes 159 amino acids. Lineage: Eukaryota; Fungi; Ascomycota; Eurotiomycetes; Eurotiales; Aspergillaceae. The record is from RefSeq and is a predicted model, not a curated record.